Ostertagia ostertagi is the source of this 249-nucleotide messenger RNA. The record is from the annotation of a GenBank genome assembly. NCBI's taxonomy places the organism in Eukaryota, Metazoa, Nematoda, Chromadorea, Rhabditida, Trichostrongylidae.
AUGAAAAGCUAUUUGUCACUGCUUCUACUGCUCCUAGCUUUCAUGCAAGUGACUCUGGCCUAUGAUUCCCUACAAGGAUUGCCUAAGAGAGAUUUCAAACCCAAUUGGGAUGAUCUCGGAUGGGCAUGGGGAAAGCGAAGUGCACCAACAGAUCUGUCGUAUCCGCGACGAUUUCUACGAUCGAUGCAGUUGGUGAAGAAGAACCCGGACUGGCAUGACCUCGGCUGGACAUGGGGUCGUCGAAAGUGA